CUUUACGGGAAAAAGCUGCUCCGGAACUGCCUUGCUUUAGGCUUUUUCAUGGUUAUCAAUCUGUACAAAGAAUCACCAAACUGAUAAAGCAGGAACCAAAAGGGCAAGUCACGCUGCCAAGACAACUGUCAUUCGCUCGAAAAAGAAACGUGAGCCUCCCCCCAGCAGACUGGGUAAACCGGCAAAGGAUUUUACGACGUAGUUGGAGAUUGGAGAGUUACAGAAACUUUUACGGUUUUUUUUGUUGUUGUUGCUGUUGUUUUUUUUUACAAGUUUUAAAGGAGUGAUUGAGUGUCAAAAGAAAAGCAGAGAAAAAUACAGGCACAAUUUAAAGAUAGCAGGAAGAAGUGUUCCCAGAGUAUUUUUCUCUUUAGGGUGAGGUUUGAAAGCAUCAUGCCCAGAUUAUCAGUGGAUUUUUGAAAGAAGACAAUGUAUGUAAAACUAUGCAAGAAUCACAGGAAACGGAAACCCACAUAUCCAACCACCUAGAUGAAGUUGUUGCUGCUGUUAGCAUCACUCAUAGAAAGAAGUUCCAAAACAAGCUGCCUCAGACAGCACUAUUCCAGCCUCCUCGAGAGAAACUCCAUCUCUGUGAAGAGAAAGCAAAGUCUUAUUCCAACAGUCACAAAUACAAACAGGCCGUCCACGAGCUUGUGCGUUGCGUAGCACUGACAAGAAUUUGCUAUGGAGACUCACAUUGGAAACUAGCAGAGGCACAUGUUAAUCUGGCUCAAGGCUAUCUCCAGCUGAAAGGACUGUCGCUGCAAGCGAAACAACAUGCAGAAAAAGCCAAACAAAUCCUCGCCAACUCCAUUGUGCCUCCCUAUAACGAGAAUACAGAUGUUUUCAAGUUUUCCAUUGAGCUUUUCCAUACCAUGGGCAGAGCUUUACUCUCCCUUCAAAAAUUUAAGGAAGCUUCAGAGAAUUUGACAAAAGCAGAGAGACUUUCAAAGGAGCUGCUACAGUGUGGAAGGAUUAUAAAGGAAGAAUGGAUAGAAAUUGAAGCACGGAUCAGAUUAUCAUUUGCACAGGUGUGUCAAGGUCAGAAGAAAUCCAAAGAAGCUUUGUCCCACUAUCAAGCAGCUUUGGAAUAUGUUGAGAUCAGUAAAGGUGAAAAAAGUCAUGACUGUGUACCCAUAUUGAGAGAAUUAGCAGGUGUAGAGCAAGCCCUGGGACUCCACGAUGUAUCCAUCAACCACUUCCUCCAGGCACAUCUCAUCAUCCUGAGUAGAAGCCCCUCUCAAGUGGAGGCAGCAGACUCCGCACACAUCGUCGCCCACGCUGCUGUCACUUCAGGGAGACACGAGCACCAUGAUGUAGCUGAGCAGUAUUUUCAAGAGAGCAUGACUCAUCUUAAGGAUUCUGAAGGGAUGGGAAGAGCCAAAUUUCUUUCAAUUCAAGAUGAAUUUUGCCAUUUUCUACAAAUGACUGGACAAAAAGAGAGAGCAAUCUCGAUCCUGAGAGAGUCCCUGGAAGCCAAAGUGGGAGUAUUUGGCGAUUUCAGUCCCGAGGUGGCAGAGACAUACCGGCUCCUGGGAGGAGCAGACCUGGUGCAGGGGAACCACAGUGAGGCCCACAAGAAACUGAAGAAGUGUCUCCAGAUCCAGACCCUCUUAUAUGGACCACAGGACAAAAGGACUCUGGCCACCCAGCAGGCCAUGGGCAUCCUCUCCACGGCCCCGAAGGUUGCUGCGAAGCCAAGGCAGGCGUCGAAAGCCAAAGUGGCCUUCUGCACCAGCAUCCCUCAGGACACCAUGCUGGCGAAGGCCCGGCCUGGCACAACAGCAGACUGACGCCCCCACCCUGAAAAACCCUAGAACAUUCCUGGGCACUGUCAUUUAGGGUGCUGUAUAAAUCUGUCUCCACCUAGAAAAUGGAAUUCAACAGUCAGGAUACAGAUUUCCAAAGCCAACUGUUGGCCCCAACAUGCAACAGUGAGACCGUAAGCCUCCCGUUGGCCACAUUUUGACAGUGGAUGCCCUUCAGGGUGAUAUAUGCUAUAAAGCAGUUUUCUUUCUAUCACUUAAGUAGUUUUUCUUGCCAACAAGAAUAUUUACCCAUCAGCACUACUGUGGCUGAAAAACUUCUCUUCGAAAGUUUGGUGCACCCUGUGCAGGAGUCAGCCUGACAUCUGCUUGUACACACAGCUCCUUGCAUAGGUCUGGAAUCAGAUCUGGAACAGUGAAAUUCAAGAAGGAAGCCCUUUCUUAUAGGAGGCUAAUAGGGAUUGAGAAUAACAUGGGAAGAAAACGCUAAUAAAGGGAACCUGAACGCGCUGGUGUCAGCAUGUGUCUUCAAAGUGCAGCCUGCCUCAGAGUUCCUCGAAGCCUGAAAAGGGGUUUGGGAAAGAGCCCAGUAGGAGGGGCAGGAGGCCCACACACCUGACUUGGCCUGGGGCUCAGGGGGGAAGGUAUAAGGGAGUGAAAAGAAAGGCUAGCAGGAGGCUGCCAGGGGAGGACCGCAGACUCCCUGCUGCUUCGCAUCCCUCCUGUGGCCUCCACUGCAGGCAGGACAAACCUGGACACCACCUGGAGCUGCUUCCUGAGUUGGCACACUAUCGUGUACACAGCAGUCUUCAGCCUCCUGGAAGGAGGCCAUAGUCGUGUGAGGAUGGCAAAGUCGAACAGGAAGCUUUGAGCGCCUUUCUCCACGAUGUCAACGAGAUCCAGUGCCAGAUCGAGGUGGACAGAACACGCAGGGGUAAGGGUGCAGGUUUAGGCAGUGCGGUCCCUUCCCCUCCCUCCCCUGUGGCCAUGAGGCUGCAGGCCAGUGCUAAGAUGACAGGAGACUACAGCACAGGGCCCUCCCCUCCAGCCCCCAGUGGGACAUCCAAACCACCAUGGGGUCAUUUGUGCAGGGCACCACCUCCAGUAUUGAUGGGGAAAAGAAACUCAAUAGAGCCAUGACAGGGUGGAGAGAAGCAGGGUCCACUGUCUUCCUCAGGAGCGUGACAGCUGACCCUGCAGACCAUGCUUGCUGGUACACACUGGUCCCACACUCAGGCCUGUCGGAUAUCAGCAGUGUGCUAAAAAGGUGUUAAGAUGUGGUCACUACUCACCGUGUCUCCUAUCUAGUUGACAUGGGUGGAGUCUGCUAAGGGGUGAAUGUUCAUAUGCUCCCAAUUCACAUUGAAGCCCUAAUCCCCAAAGGGAUGGUACUAGAGGGUAGGGCCUUGGAGAGGUGAUUAGGUUAUGAGGGUGGAGCCCUGAUAAAUGGGAUUAGUGCUUUAUUAAGAAGAGACACCAGAGAGAUGAUCUCUCUUUCCACCAUGUGAGGACACACUGAGAAGGCAGCCAUCUGCAGGCCAGGAAGAGAGCCCUCACCAGGAAGUGAAUCUGUUGGCACCUUGAGACUUCCCAGCUUCCAGAACUGUAAGAAAUAAAUGUUUGUUGUUUAAGCCUUUCAGGCUAUGGCUUUCUGUUACAGCAGCCUGAACUGAGAGUCCAUGCUGAGUUUUUUAAAUAAAUGUGAAUUAUGAUGUUA
Messenger RNA from Rhinopithecus roxellana (golden snub-nosed monkey), 3483 nucleotides. It is a transcript of the gene TTC23, whose product is annotated as tetratricopeptide repeat domain 23. Bases 444 to 1793 code for a protein of 449 amino acids. The transcript is spliced from 11 exons. NCBI's taxonomy places the organism in Eukaryota, Metazoa, Chordata, Mammalia, Primates, Cercopithecidae. The record is from RefSeq and is a predicted model, not a curated record. Gene Ontology annotation, molecular function: protein binding.